ACAUUCUCCCCGCUCAACUUUUACCCAUUCAUGUCAAUUUCAUCACAACACCCUUAACGGCAUCGAAAUGGCCCACAGCUUCUUUACCUACCUUCGCCUCAAACUUAUCGUAACCCUACUGCGACCUCUAAGCCUAAUAUUUGGUUUCACCAAAGUACGCCGAGACAGACUCCUAGUCGAGUCAACGGGGAUAGAGCGACGGCAAAUACGCAUCCCCUCGCGCGACAAGGACCGGUUCAUCACCGCGUACCUAUACACUCCGCCAGCCCAGCCCAAUACCAAACCAGCCAAACGGCCUAUCCUGGUCAACUGGCAUGGAAGCGGGUUCAUCUUCCCAAUGUUAGGAAGCGACGGGGUCUUCUGCGCUCGCGUUGCGCGCGAAACCGGCAUGUUCGUGCUCGACGCCGAUUACCGCAAGGCACCCGAAACGCCUUUCCCCGGCCCUCUCAACGACGUAGAGGAUGCGUUGAAAUGGGUUGCCGCGCAGCCCGACCGUUUCGAUCUAUCUCGCGUCGCGGUCUCUGGGUUCAGUGCCGGUGGCAAUCUGGCUUUGGUUGCUGCCACAGCGCUGCGGAAACAGGCAUCGUUGGCCGAGGUGAUCAGUAUCCCCGUUGUAGUAGCUGUAUACCCCGUUACAGACUUCACUAUCGCGUCCGAGGCCAAGAAAGUGCCUCGUCCGCGACGGCCCAUUCCACCAGCUUUGGCGCGUGUGUUUAAUGCUUCCUAUCUUCCUGAUGCGGAAUUGAAAAAGGAUGUCCGCGUAUCGCCGGGUCUGGCUGCCGCGGCGGAUUUUCCAUCGACGGUGGUGAUUAUUACUGUUGACGGGGAUACUUUGGCGCCCGAAGCAAUUGCGUUGGCAGAGAGACUGGGGAAGGAUCAGACGAGGAAGGUUGUUAGUAGGACUUUGACAGGGGUGGGGCAUGCUUUUGAUAAAGGAGUAGUUGAGGGGACGCAUGAAUGGGAACAGCGAGAGGAGGCAUAUACUUUGGCCAUUGAGACGUUAAAAGACGUGUUUCAUCUGUAAUGCACAGUUGAUGCCGGUAUAUACUACAUACAUGUAUAUAUGUUUGAUCGAG
Messenger RNA from Talaromyces proteolyticus, 1076 nucleotides. Its product is annotated as Alpha/Beta hydrolase protein. The coding region runs from base 68 to 1024 and encodes 318 amino acids. The record is from RefSeq and is a predicted model, not a curated record. NCBI's taxonomy places the organism in Eukaryota, Fungi, Ascomycota, Eurotiomycetes, Eurotiales, Trichocomaceae. Gene Ontology annotation, molecular function: hydrolase activity. The transcript has a single exon.